GACUCUCUCUCGUUUUCUCUCUCUUCCUUCCUUCAUUCCUUCUUGGCUUAUUCUUCCUCCGUCCUUUCUUCCAAUCCCCAAAAUCUUAUAAUUACAACUCCGGUUACUAUUUUCCCUUCUCUUUCUCUCCCUCCUAGAUUUUAUGGCCAGAGCCCGCGGCAGUGGACUCUCCAUUGAUUCACCAGAUCUCACCAUACCUCCUCCUCCUGCUCCUUCUACUCGCGAUUCUUCACCCACGACGACUCUCUCUAGUCAUACCACUCGCUCUGCCACCGCCAUCGCCCCGCCGCCGCCCCGAUUCCUCUUCGCUCGCGACCACCACCAAAUUCCAACCAUCCUCAAUUCCCUCCCUCUCAUGGAUGAUUCCUCUGCCGCCGCCGCCGCUCGCUCUUCCUCUUCUCCUUCCCAUCCUCUUCAACCGGCCACAAUUCAGUUCCCGGUCAACCUCAACUCCUCCUCCUCCAACCGCCUCCCUCGAAAUCUCCUUCCUCGAGACGACGCAAUCGACGAAGGCGGCGGCGGCGACAAUCAUCAUCGGCGGAAGGUGAUCGAUGAGAUGGACUUCUUCGCCGAGAGGAAUCCAAGCAACGGCCUCGAUCUCAUGAGUAUCGACAGAGUCGCCGCCGCCGAGGCCGACGACUGUAACCGUGGAUUGGAGUUGAAAGUGAAUACCGGGUUGAACCUGCUGACCACCAACACCAGCAGCGACCAGUCGAUGGUGGACGACGGCACGUCCUCCAGCAACGUCGACGACAGACGAACCAAGACUGAGGCGGAGCUGGAGCGGGUGAAAGUGGAGAAUCUCCGGCUGAGAGACAUGCUGAAUCAAGUCAACAACAACUACAGCGCGCUGCAGAUGCACGUAAUGUCGCUGAUGCACGAUCAGAAGCCGUCGCCGCUUCCGCCGCCGGCGGACGAGCAGGACAACAACGGUGGAGGAGCGGUGGUGGUCCCCCGGCAGUUCAUGGAUCUCGGACUGGCGAAUUCCUCCGCUGCCGCUGGUGGCGGUACGACCGGCGACACGGAUGAAUUGUCGUUGUCGUCGUCGGAACGGGACCGGUCGAGGUCGCCGGCGGCGGAUGAAGGAUCGACGAUGAUGGCGGCGGCGGCGUUCGAGGGAGAGAAGAAAGCGGCGUCGGCGGCGGCGAGGGAAGAAGAGAGUCCGGAUCAAGGAGGAUGGGGAGGAGGGAAUAAGGUAGCGAGAUUCAACAAUUCGGCGAAGAGCGUUGAUCAGACUGAAGCCACAAUUAGGAAGGCGCGGGUGUCGGUUCGAGCUAGAUCAGAGGCUCCAAUGAUCACUGAUGGGUGUCAAUGGCGGAAGUAUGGGCAGAAAAUGGCCAAGGGAAAUCCGUGUCCUCGCGCCUAUUACCGCUGUACUAUGGCUACCGGCUGCCCCGUUCGCAAGCAGGUGCAAAGGUGCGCCGAGGACCGCACAGUGUUGAUAACAACCUACGAGGGAACCCACAACCACCCACUCCCCCCGGCGGCAAUGGCGAUGGCCUCCACCACAUCCUCCGCCGCGAGGAUGCUGCUCUCCGGCUCAAUGUCCAGCGCCGACGGGCUCAUGAACUCCAACUUCCUCACCAGAACUCUCCUCCCAUGCUCUUCCAGCAUGGCCACGAUCUCAGCAUCGGCGCCGUUCCCCACCGUCACACUGGACCUAACCCAUACCCCAAACCCUCUCCUCAGGCCGCCGCAGCAGCAACCACCCAACCACCACCAAAUCCAGCUCCCUUUCAUCCCCUCGCUGCAGGGCGGCGGCAGCGGCAGCAGCAGCUUCCCUGCCGCCGCUGCAGCAGCCGCCUUGCUGCCCCAGAUAUUCGCGCUUCACAACCAGUCCAAAUUUUCUGGGUUGCAGAUGUCACAAGAUAUCGACCAGCACAAUGCUGGCGCCGCGCAAUUCGGAGGCCAUCAGCAGAAUCCGUUGGCCGAUACGGCGGCUGCUAUCGCCGCGGAUCCGCACUUCACGGCGGCUUUAGCGGCGGCGAUUAGUUCGAUGAUUGGUGGCGGUGGUCAGGGGAAUGGUAACGCGAAUGCCACCGCCAGCAACAGUAAUGGCGCAAUAAAUACGAGCAACGCUAAGGGCAGUAACAAUAACAACAACACCGAUAAUAAUAAUAAUAAUAAUAAUAAUAAUAAUAAUAAUAAUAAUAAACAUAGGAAUUCUAGUUUUCCUGGAAACUAAUUACUUUUUUUACUCAAUUCUUUUUGAGUGUUCGUUUUUGGGUUUGGGGAUGGGUAUUAUUUAUUUCUUCUUCUUAUUGAUAAUAUAGGGAGAGAAGGAGAGGAAAGCAUAUAGAGUAUACGUGUGGAUUAAUCUUUUUUUGGGGGUUUUUUCACGGCGAAGGAGGGGAUCACAGGUUUAGGGUUUAGCUAAAUAGCUAGGGAGGUGUUAGUGAUUUUUUAUUUUAAUUAUGAGGUAGAGAAAUAGAGUGUAAUAAUUUACUAUAGGGUUUUGGGUAACUCUUGUUGCUAUUGUUUUUCUUUUGUCUCCAAUAAUAUGUUUCCAACUGUAUGUCAAUAUUGAAAGAAGAAACAGAAAGGAAUGGA
This is a messenger RNA of Linum trigynum, 2550 nucleotides long. Lineage: Eukaryota; Viridiplantae; Streptophyta; Magnoliopsida; Malpighiales; Linaceae. The record is from the annotation of a GenBank genome assembly.